AUGGCGUCAGGAGUGUCUGAGGAUGGACAGGCCCUGAUGGAGAGGGCUCUCGCACAAAUUAGGAAAGAGUUCAUGCCAGGGCAGAGACUGCACAGCGCAGUUGACCCAAUGACAAUACACAACUUCUUCCCACCUGCCUUUGCUGGCAACUGGGCAAUCUACCGAGAGAGCAUCGUGGUGGAACGGAAAUUCAACAGGAAGGAGAAAGAGCAGAUCGCUGCGAUAAUAUCAGGCUCCAAUGCCUGCAAAUUUUGCUGCGCAGCUCAUGGCAAUUUCGCCGUCGCUGCCAACUCAGGUGGCAGUGAGAUGCGCGCUGCUAUGGACACCAACGAUCCUUCCCUCCUGAGGGAUGAGAGAAUGAGGAAAGUCUGCACCUGGGCCAAAGAAUGCCAGAAAAAGGCGUCACCUGCUCUGAGAGAGGCGCCGCCGUUCAAUCUGGAUGAAGCCCCGGAAGUGAUCUCAACGGCGUUCAAAUUCAACUUCACCAACCGACUCGUGGACGUUUUCAUCACGCAAAGCCUUGUGCCGCAGCGUUUGCCAUGGUUCAUCAGGCUCAUCCUGUACAUGCUCCCCUUCCUGCAGCGUCCAUUAAUAGUAAUGAUGACCAAGUGGAAGGCGGAGCACAUGAAACGGCUGGGAGCUGUGAAGGAGGGGGAGGCGCUGGCGAUUCUAGGCAGGGAUGCCAAGCCUCGGCCAGAGUUCCGGUGGAAUGAAAAAAAUGAGUGCAUUGCCAAGGUUUUUGCUUAUUGGUGCUGGGCCAUGGAUGAGCUGGCCGAGCAGUACAUUCCGAAGGAAGUGACAAAUUUCGUGGGAAAGUACAUAGAGGAAAACUACAGCGGAGAGGAUCCUCCACUCUCCCGAAAUUGGGUCUUCAAAGUGGCAGAGGAAACUGGGAUGAGCGAGGCGCAGCAAUGCGCCAUUCGGUUCAUGCUGCUGUUGUCUUUCGCGAGGUUUCAGAUCGACGGCGCCAUCAAGGCCGACCUGAAGAAACACUUCCCGGACUACCGAACCCAGCGGGCGAUGGGCAUUUGGGCGGCGCACAAGACAGCCACCGCGAUAGCCGAGUGGGAAGGCGAAUCGGUUAUGCGGUUCACGAAAUAG
Molecule: messenger RNA, 1101 nt
Organism: Ostreobium quekettii
Lineage: Eukaryota; Viridiplantae; Chlorophyta; Ulvophyceae; Bryopsidales; Ostreobiaceae
Source: the annotation of a GenBank genome assembly